AUGACCAUCCGUCCCUUCAAACAAGUCGACCAAGAUGCAGCUGCUGGUAACGACCCCACCUUCCCCUCGGCUCUUGGAAAGGAUAACCAACUGCUCAGGUCCCUGGACAUAUCGUCUCAGCCCUUGCCUACCCUUCCUAGAGUCUCGCUUAGUGUGUUCCUGAAAAACGUUCCAAAAUCAGCCAUCAAGGCCAAGCUGCCUCGCCCCCAACAGCGCAUCGAGUAUAUGGCUCUCAUGGCCGGUGUCCACUGGUAUGCAAAGGAGUAG
Linnemannia hyalina is the source of this 267-nucleotide messenger RNA. Lineage: Eukaryota; Fungi; Mortierellomycota; Mortierellomycetes; Mortierellales; Mortierellaceae. The record is from the annotation of a GenBank genome assembly.